AGGCAUCGGCAUACUGUCACAGCUCCAGUAGCACUGCAGAUCUCUCUUUGUGAUGCUAUUCUUCCUACAGGAGGAGGUGGAAGAGUGUGAGUGAGGGACGUGUCUGGCAGGCAUCCCAGUCAAACAGUAAUACAGACGUAAGAGGGAGAUAGCAGUCUCCUCACUGAGCCACAGCACAGGAUCCAGCACCGCGGACCAGGGAGCCCUCCCUUUGUGAGCCAGUGGGCGUGUGACGUCACCGCUGAGAGGAGGGGCCUCCUUUCCCCUGUCUGGCCAAUCCUCAAGCUCGGCGACUAGGUCACGUAAGAAUCUCCCCUUUCAGGUUGCCAUGACAACGUGCACUGGACCAGGCAGCAUCUUACUGUGGUGAGAAGGGAAGACGAGGGAGGAGAGAACGAGGGAGGAGAGAACGAGAACAAACCACAAACAGAGGAAACACCUAAGCUCUUCAGCGGCUGCGCCUCUUCUCUCUAACGAAGAUGCCUGAGGCAGGGAGCUAAAGGCCUCACCGGAGCAGAGUGCGUGCUAGAGCCAGGGGGCUGGGGCCUGACCAGAGGCCCCUGAGAGGGGUGCAGGACCAUGGGGGAUCCUGGAGGCUUCACCACCACAGGGGAGAGGGUGAACCCUGCCCACGUCAUGUUUGACCGCUUCGCCCAGGCCUCCACCUGUAAGGGCACGCUCAAGGCCUUCCAGGAGCUCUGUGACCAUCUGGAUCUCAAGCCCUGCGAGUACCGGGUCUUCUACCACAAGCUCAAGUCCAAGCUCAACUACUGGAAGGCCAAGGCGCUCUGGGCUAAGCUAGACAAGCGGGCCGGCCAGAAGGAGUAUAAGAAGGGACGAGCAUGUGCCAACUCUAAGUGUCUGAUCAUCGGGGCGGGACCAUGUGGCCUGCGGACGGCUAUCGAGCUGGGCUUCCUGGGGGCCAAGGUGGUGCUGCUGGAGAAGAGAGAUGCCUUCUCCAGGAACAACGUGCUCCACCUGUGGCCCUUCACCAUCCAGGACCUCAGGGGCCUCGGGGCAAAGAAAUUCCACGGAAAGUUCUGCGCCGGAGCCAUCGACCAUAUCAGUAUCCGUCAACUCCAGCUGAUGCUGCUGAAGGUGGCCCUGCUCCUGGGCAUCGAGAUCCACGUCAACGUGGAGUUCAAGGGUCUCAUCGAGCCCCCCGAGGACCAGGAGAACGAGAGUAUAGGGUGGAGGGCUGAGGUCCAUCCCAGGACACACCCAGUCAACGAGUUGGAGUUUGAUGUCAUCAUCGGUGCAGACGGAAGAAGAAACACGCUGGCAGGGUUCAGGAGGAAGGAGUUCCGAGGCAAGUUGGCCAUCGCCAUCACUGCCAACUUUAUCAACAGGAACACCACGGCCGAGGCCAAGGUGGAGGAGAUCAGCGGAGUGGCCUUCAUCUUCAACCAGAAGUUCUUCCAGGACCUCCGGGAAGCCACGGGAGUUGACCUGGAAAACAUUGUCUACUACAAGGAUGACACGCACUACUUUGUCAUGACUGCCAAGAAACAGAGCCUGCUGGAGAAGGGAGUCAUUCUGCAUGAUUAUGCAGACACAGAGAUGCUGCUGUCCAGGGCUAACGUGGACCAGGAGGCCCUUCUCUCCUAUGCCCGCGAGGCCGCAGACUUCUCCACUAACCACCAGCUGCCCACUCUGGACUUUGCCAUCAACCACUACGGACAGCCCGACGUGGCCAUGUUCGACUUCACCUGCAUGUACGCCUCAGAGAAUGCAGCGCUAGUGCGCCAACGCAACGGACGGCAGCUACUGGUGUCUCUGGUGGGGGACAGUCUACUGGAGCCCUUCUGGCCCAUGGGCACUGGUAUAGCCCGGGGUUUCCUGGCAGCCAUGGACUCAGGCUGGAUGGUGAAGAGCUGGGCCCAGGGAAACAGCCCUCUGGACGUGCUGGCUGAAAGGGAGAGCAUAUAUCGCCUGCUGCCUCAGACAACGCCAGAGAACAUCAGUAAAAAUGUCAGUCACUACAGUGUGGAUCCCACCACGCGCUACCCUAACAUCAGCCUCCACUUCCUCAGGCCCAACCAGGUACGACACCUCAUUGACACAGGGGAUUCAAGCAGUGAAAUGCGUAUCGAAAUGGAGAAUGUAGUCAACUCGUCAACACCCAAGCUCACCAGAAAUGAGUCCAUCGCUCGCUCCAGCAAGCUGCUGAACUGGUGUCAGAGACAGACGGAGGGCUACAGGAAAGUCAGUGUGAUCGACCUCACCAUGUCCUGGAAGAGUGGCAUGGCCCUGUGUGCCCUCAUCCACCGUUACAGACCUGACCUCAUUGACUUUGACUCCCUGGACGAACAAGACCAACAGAAGAACAACCAGUUGGGCUUCGACGUGGCCGAGCGGGAGUUUGGCAUCUCGCCCUGCAUGACGGGCAAGGAGAUGUCCCAGGUGUCAGAGCCCGACAAGCUCUCCAUGGUCAUGUACCUCAGCCAGUUCUACGAGAUGUUCAAGGACACAGUCCCCCCUGGGGCCGGAGAUAACCAAAACAUGAGCCCUGAGGAGAAGGCUGCGUUAAUCAACAGCACCAAGUCUCCCAUCUCCUUCCUUAGCAAGCUGGGCCAGAGCAUCGCCAUAUCCCGCAAACGCAACCCCAAGGACAAAAAGGAGAAGGAUGUGGAUGGUUUGGGGAAGAGGAGGAAGACUAGCCAGGCUGGCCAUUCUGAAGACGAGGAGGUUUCGAGGGGUAACCGUGAUGACAGGCCGUCCAACAGUACUGCUCUAACGGAGAGGAAUAUGAAGGAAGAGACAGCGGCUGUAGGGAACCACAACAAAGUCAAGUCCAUGGCCACCCAGCUCCUCGCCAAGUUUGAGGAGAAUGCUCCUGCAGAGUCCAAGGACCUCAAACGACAGGGUUCGCUGAGGAAAGAGUUUCCCCAGAACAUCGGGGGCAGCGACGUGUGCUUCUUCUGCCGGAAGCGUGUGUACGUGAUGGAGCGGCUGAGUGCCGAGGGCAAGUUCUUCCACCGCAGCUGCUUCAAGUGUGACUACUGCGGAACGACGCUUAGACUGUCAUCCUAUGCCUUCGAUGUGGAGGAUGGGAAGUUUUACUGCAAGCCCCACUACUGUUACCGCUUGUCUGGUCAGGCUCAGAGGAAGAGGCCGGCACCGACCCCUGCUCUGCUCAAUGCAAGGGAAAACCAGGCGUCCUUGCCCGCCGUGGUCACCGUGGACUCCCCCGGGAGGGGGGAGAUGGCAUCGCCGUCUCCCACCGAGCGCCGGACCUCAGUCCCAGAGGUCAACGGGCUGCAGGAGCCCAGCCUGCCUAAGCGUCUGCGGGGCACGCCGGAGCGCAUCGAGCUGGAGAACUACCGUCUAUCUCUGCAGCGGGAGGAGGAUCUGGAGGAGGUGCCCGAGGAGAUGCUGGCCGAACACAACCUGAGCAGCGUGCUGGACAAGGACAAACACGCAGACCUGGGCUCCAGCAGCUCUGAGUCUGACAUGGAGGAGGAGCAGGAGCCCCCCAGCCCCUCAGACCUGGGAGGGGUACCCUGGAAAGAGGCUGUGGAGCUUCAUGCUAAGCUGAAGACCGACAGCGACCCAGGGGCCGAGGGAGAGGACGGGGCUCAGGCUCACAUUGUUAGAGACCUAAAGGUGGCGGAAGAGGAGGAGGAGGAAGAUGAUGAAGAAGAGGACGAUGAGGAGGAAUCGAGUGAUGAGACCUGUGAGGAUGAUGACCCGGAAGCAGAAGUUGGCAGCCAUGAUUUUGAGCCAGGCACAGAGAUGGACCAGGAAGACAUUCCCUCCGACGCGGAGGCUGAGGCUCAUCUACACCAGUCAGAGAUCAGUGAAGCACUUCCUGAAGAGGACAAGAAGUCGGAGAGUCAGGGGUUCGCCUCCAGCAUUGAACAAUCUAGUGUCAGUCUGGUGAAGUUAGUUGGGGAAGUUGUGCUCUUGCCAGUCAAACCACCGACUCCACAGCCUGAUUCACAGAUGUCUCACACCUCUCCUCCCUGCCUGGUCAAAUCCCCCGGCAUGCACUUUUUCCCAGAACCCUUUGCACUGGAGGACGUCACAACACCACAGAGGACAGCUCAGACUCCCAACGCCAAGAGCCCUCAUCCCCCCGUCCAUUCCCCUAUCUGCUCCCAGCCUGUCCCACUGCUCGAAACCGUCACCACCAAAUCCCCCGUCAACUCUCCGCCCUGCUCCUGUCCCCCGACAGGGAACCCACUAUCUCCCAUCUGUGCCCAGCCACUGCCCUGCCGAGAGUCCUCCUCAUCCCUCACCUCUGACUCCCCCGUCAGAACUCAGCCUGUCCCUGCAGUCACCUCCACGCCGCUGGCCAAACCAGCCUCCUCUGACAGGGCUACCCCUGAGCCACAAAAAUCCCUAGACUUCUCAGAGCAGGAAACCACAGUCAAGAAGACGGACAUCAUCGAGGAGUUCUGGCUGAAGAGUGCCGAGAUCAGGAAGAGCCUGGGUCUCACCCAACUGGAACGUAGCAGCAGCAAAUCCCCAGAGAAAAGUCAUGUUACUGUGGGUAGGGUUCCCACCCCAGACUCCUCCUCGCCCAAGUCCUACACCCCAGAGGACCUGUCGGAGGAGCUUUCCCCUCUCCCCUUCACCGGCCGCUCGGUAAUCCGCAGGCUGAACAUUACGGUGGAGGGCCAGGUCAUCUCCCCCGUGGAGGCCAAGAGCAACGGCACGGAUCAAAGGGACCUCAGCAGCAGCUCUGGCCUGGGCCUCAAUGGCAGCACGACCACCAGCCAGACCAGCCAGGCGGCCAGCGACAGCUACAACACCUCCAACUCCACCAUGCUCACCCCGCCCUCCAGCCCCCCGCCGCCCCCGCCCAACGAGGAGCCAGCCACCCUAAGGCAGCAGCAGAAGCACCAUGUCUCCUGGAACAAUGGGAUCGAUGGCCCCACUACACCUGAGCCAGCCAAGGAGCCAGCCAAGGCAGCACCCACCAAGACCAAGAGCCCUGUGCCUGCACCGAGGACCCAACUCAGCCAUGUAUCUAUGCCAGUGCCCAAGCCUGCCCCCAGGACUACACUGGUCACCUCACCGGUCACAGCUCCGGUCACUGCUCCAGUGGUGAUCAUGAGACGGGAGAAGAGCAGCAAACCAUGUCGGGAGGAGGGGAGGAAGUCAUUCGUGGAAUGCGUGGCAGAGAUCCCGUUUGCGGACGACGUGGAGGACACAUACGAUGAGCGGACACCAGACACGACCAUGGACAGGUUCUACACCCCACCCACAAGCAGGCCCAACAGGGAGAGGGAGAAACCUCCUCUUCACCUGGCCCUGGCCAUGGAGAAUGGAACAGCCAAUUUCACCGGGAACCAGCAGGCCUCAAAAAAGGCCCAGCAGUUCUCCCCUGAGGCCAAGGAAAUAGCAGAGGAGCGGAUGAGAGCCAGAGAGAAGUCAAUCAAGAGCCAAGCUCUAAAAGAUGCCAUGGCCAAGCAGCUCAACAAGAUGAAAGAGACGGACUCGGCGAAGGGCGCUGCCGCCACGGCUAAAGUGGUGUGGAACGUGGCCUCAUCAGAGACUUCCGGAAAAAGUACUAAGAAGUCGUCCGGCUCUCCAAAGACGUCUGCGGUGAAAGCUCUGGAGUCAAAGAAGGUGGAGACUUUGCCAGAGCUUUUAUUCAGCAGUCAGAUUAACAAGAGUCUGGACGGCUCAACUGUCUCCUCUGAAGGCUCCGCCUCGGGAGGCAAGAGCAAGAAGCGCAGCUCCCUCUUCUCUCCACGCAAGAACAAGAAGGAGAAGAAAGCCAAGAACGAGAGCCGGCUCUCCGACAAGCACGGUACAGACAAGACGCCGUCGCCUCCCAAACACAAGUCCCUGUGGAAGGCAGUGUUCUCAGGGUACAAGAAAGACAAGAAGAAGAAUAAGGACGACAAGUCGUGUCCCAGCACGCCAUCCAGCUCUACCACCAACGACUCUGGGAGGAAGAGAUCGUCGCCUCUCGGGAGGUCGUCAGAUUUGAAGUCGCGCAGAAACCUGAGCUUCUCUGAGGACUCGGAUCUGUCAUGUGAUGAUGUGCUGGAGAGGUCGUCCCAGAAGUCUAAGGCAGACUCUGUUUAUGUCCCUCACGCAUUGGCGUUCAAGAGAGCGUACGCCACCAAGAAAACCUACACAGAGGAGGAGCUCAAUGCCAAGCUGACACGGAGGGUACAGAAAGCUGCCAGACGACAGGCCAAACAGGAAGAGUUGAAGAGGCUGCACAGAGCCCAGAUCAUCCAGAGACAGCUGGAACAGGUGGAGGAGAAGCAGAGACAGCUGGAGGAGAGGGGCGUGGCCGUGGAGAAAGCCCUGAGAGGGGAAGCAGACUUUUGGGGAGAGUCUAAUUACAGUGAAAUCCUGGACUUGCAUCUGGGCGGGAUGGGGAAAAAGGACGACACCAAGCUCAUGCAGGAGUGGUUUAAACUGGUCCAGGAGAAAAACGCCCUGGUGCGAUACGAAUCUGAGCUGAUGAUAUUUGCACGAGAACUGGAGCUGGAGGAUCGCCAGAGUCGACUGCAGCAGGACCUGAGGGAACGAAUGGCAAUUGAAGACCACCUGAAGACGGAGGUGGAGCUGGCGCAGGAGAAGCACAUCCUGAAUGAGAUGCUGGAGGUGGUGGAGCAGAGAGACUCCCUGGUAGCCCUCCUGGAGGAGCAGAGGCUCAGUGAGAAGGAGGAGGACAAGGACCUGGAGUCUGUCAUGCUCUCCAAGGGCUUCAACCUCAACUGGGCCUGAGGAGGAGAGACUAGACUCACCAUCCACCCUAACUCAGAUAAUACUCUACCCCUCCCCUGUGUCAGGGCUCAAUGAAGGCCCAACCCACGGUCCCAUGCUUGGUCCCAGUUAACCCAGCAGAGAAUGUGUGCAGAAUGGAGUUGUCCCAUUACGGCUCCUCUGUUGGAGCAGUCUAUAAUGUUUACAUAUCUACCCUGCCACCAGCCAGGCAUCAUUACCUACAGUGAUAUCUCACCUCACGGUGGGAGGAGCAACUACAGCCUGGACUUUCUCAGAACCUCAGUGGUUCUCCAGAAUGGGGAACUGUUUUUCUUUUAAUUAUUUCUUUUAAUCUCAGACACGCAAAGGGAAGGAAGAGGUUAGGUCCUGCUGAUGUAAAGGAAUUCAAUGUAUGAUACCUGUUUCUAUGUACUACAUGUGUAGAACACGACACAUUAGCGAAGCUGUGGUUUUAGAUGAGGGUAGGCCCUUGACCUAUUGCCUGUUACAGUGUUACAGGGUUUCUGUGGCAAGGGGAGGAGUGGUCUCACUCUCAUCCUAUCAGUCUCAACCUAACCUCGUGACAUCCUCUGCUAUUGUGACUGCUGACUGGGGGAGGGACAUCCUCUGCUAUUGUGACUGCUGACUGGGGGAAGGACAUCCUCUGCUUUUGCUGCCUUUCACUCCAAUUACACACUGGCUUCCACGUUCUGAGGAGCCAAUAAGGAUGGCACUCUAAAAGGUCCAUCAUUUUUUUGCACAGAGAUUCACCCUAAGAGUCAACACUAAGGAUCAAUAGAAUCUGGUCACUUGUUUGUUUUGUAUUUAUUAGCUUGGUUUUGACAGAGAACCUGAAUGAACUGUUUUUGGUAUUUUCCGUGUUCACGGAGGAGAGUGCCCGAACUGGAGGCUCGACGGAUUGCACUUGUGCUCUCUUUAUGACAUUGACUGCAAGGACACCAACUGAAAACUCCAUCACCAAGAAGCCAUUGUGUGUCAGGAGUGGAGGCUGCUGCAGGCUCAUAGAGAAAAAUAUCCUGCGUUACAUUGUCUUUGACUCUGAAAGUUGUGCUGGUGUGAAUAGUUAACCUGUAGCAUAGAUUAAUUGACACAUGUACACUUUAGCAAGCAACCCACUUGACACAUCUGUUGGUGUCCUAGUUACAUUUACAUUUAAGUCAUUUAGCAGACGCUCUUAUCCAGAGCGACCUACAUAAUUUUUUUAUUUUUCAU
Molecule: messenger RNA, 7908 nt
Organism: Coregonus clupeaformis (lake whitefish)
Lineage: Eukaryota; Metazoa; Chordata; Actinopteri; Salmoniformes; Salmonidae
Product: protein-methionine sulfoxide oxidase mical3a-like
Exons: 34
Coding region: 580-6696 (2038 amino acids)
Molecular function (GO): FAD binding; protein binding
Source: RefSeq, a predicted model, not a curated record